Vidua chalybeata is the source of this 1449-nucleotide messenger RNA. Its product is annotated as mas-related G-protein coupled receptor member H-like. Gene Ontology annotation, biological process: G protein-coupled receptor signaling pathway. NCBI's taxonomy places the organism in Eukaryota, Metazoa, Chordata, Aves, Passeriformes, Viduidae. The record is from RefSeq and is a predicted model, not a curated record. The transcript is spliced from 3 exons. Gene Ontology annotation, molecular function: G protein-coupled receptor activity. The coding region runs from base 290 to 1207 and encodes 305 amino acids. Gene Ontology annotation, cellular component: membrane.
UGCAGAGACACCGGCACGCACCUACAUCCACCUGGACCAACAGAAUUUUGAUGGGAGAAGAAGCAGCCUGUGUGCAGUUGCCCAGUCCUCUCAGUGCCUGACCUGUGGUUGUGCAGAAACGCCCCAAAAAGCAGCUUUAUUUGGGGACAAAUAGGCUGCUUGGAGCUUCUGAGGACGCGGAGACCCCAGUUUUCCUCACUGGAGAAGACCGUGGCGAGGAGCACCGGAGGGAGGGAGCGUGCCCUGCUCGGACACACCAACAGCUGGGGACCACAUCCCACCUUCCACCAUGGAGCUGAACCAGACCUCCCCACCUCCCUCAUCUCCCGUGAUGGACACAGAAGGAGAUGAUUCCUGUGGGAUCAAUGUCACCGAUGUGGCCAUAGAUGGUGUCACCCUGCUAAUCUGCCUCUGUGGGCUGGCUGGGAACGGGGCUGUCCUCUGGCUCCUCGGAUUCCACAUCCGCAGGAACCCCAUCACCGUCUACAUCCUCAACCUGGCUGUCGCCGACUUCACCUUCCUCCUCUUCAUGGUCCCCUCCUCCCUGCUCUACCUGCUGGAGGAUGUGUCCUGCUCCACUGUCGUGUCCCUGAAGUACCUGAGGUCCCUUCUCCUGCUGUCGCUGUUCUCCUACAACAUGGGGCUGUACCUGCUGACAGCCAUCAGCAUCGAGAGGUGUGGCUCAAUUCUCUUCCCCCUCUGGUACCGCUGCCGCCGUCCCCAGCGCCUGUCAUGGGUGAUGUGUGCCCUGCUCUGGGCCCUCUCCAUCGCUGUCAUGGUCGUGGUGACCUCCCUGUGCCUGUCACAGGAGCACGAGCACUGCCGGGUGGCUCUCAUCUCCAUGUACGCCCUCAGCUUCCUCAUCUUUGCUCCACCCAUGGUCAUCUCCAAUGUGAUCCUCUUCAUCAAGGUCCAGUGUGGCUCCAAGAGACGUCAGCCUAAGAGACUCUACAUUGUUAUCUUCCUCACAGUGCUCUUCUUCCUCAUCUUUGGAGUGCCCCUCAGCCUCUGGAAUUUCCUCCAGCAGCUCAGCCACACCGUUGUGUCCUCCCAGGUGGUUUUCCUGCUCGCCUGCAUCAACAGCAGCAUCAACCCCUUCAUCUACUUCUUGGUGGGGAGCUGCUGGAGGCACUGCUCCAUCGUGUCCCUCCAGGUCGCCUUCCAGAGGGUCUUUGAGGAGACAGGGAUCACCACAAUGUCCAGCUGAGAGGCCACUGUGGUCCCACCGCUGUGCUGUCCAUGCUGGCUUCAUGCUCAGCUGCCCAUCCUUGCUCCCAGCCAGGCCUGCAGGUCAUCUUCCUUCAGCUGUUAGUCAGGAUGCAGCCCAAAGCUUUUCCAUCCCUUUUCCUAUCCCACUGACCCAUGUUGUUGUGUCUAUCCCUAUCCCUACCUCUGUCCCUGUCCCUACCAUUGCAUCCCUAUCCCAUCCCCAUUCCCACCCCAGUCCUA